ACUUCCUCGCGCCUCCGGUGUUCGUCGGGAUUUUUCCGCGCGGGUUUCCCGCUGAAUCUGCUGGAAACACGCAGGACGUUUUCCUUGUUGGGAUCGGCGGUGAAGCGCGAGGACCUGAAGGGUUUCUGUCAUCUUCUGAAACCAGGCGGACGGUUGGGAUUCAAACGGCAAAAACUCCUUUGAGGACCUGAAGAAACCCGGAGAGGCCGGAAGAGACGAGACCCGGAAGAGAGGAGGCGGAAAAAGCAGGAAGAUGGGGAGGAAAAAGAUUCAGAUAGCUCGGAUAAUGGACGAACGGAACAGACAUGUGACGUUCACCAAGCGCAAGUUUGGUCUGAUGAAGAAGGCGUACGAGCUGAGCGUGCUGUGCGACUGCGAGAUCGCCCUCAUCAUCUUCAACAGCACCAACAAGCUGUUCCAGUACGCCAGCACCGACAUGGACAAGGUUCUGCUCAAGUACACCGAGUACAACGAGCCGCACGAGAGCCGGACCAACUCCGACAUCGUGGACACGCUGCGUAAGAAAGGCUUAAACGGCUGCGACAGUCCCGACAUCGAGGCCGACGACUCUGCAGGCCAGAGCCCGGAGUCGGACGAGAAAUACCGCAAGAUUAACGAAGACAUCGACCUGAUGAUCAACCGCCAGAGGAUCUGCCAGGGGCUGCCUCCCUCCAGCUACGACAUGGGGGUGUCCAUCCCAGGGAGCAACCUGCUGUACCCCCACCAGAGCAUAGGGGGCGCUCUGAGCAACCACAGCCUGCUGCCCAUGUCCCAGUCGUCCCUGCAGAGGAGCAGCAUGUCGCCUCAGCGCCCGUCCAGCGCCGGAAACGCAGGACUGAUGGCGUCCGAUCUGGCGAGCCCCGGCGUCUCCAGCGUCGGAAAUGGCGGCUUCGGCUCGCACUGCUCCUCCCCCGGCCUCAUGUCUCCGGGGGGCGUGUCCAAAAACAUGCAGGACAAGAGUCCGACUCAGAUGAGCCGCAAGCCCGACCUGCGGACGCUGAUGCCGCCCUCCAAGUGCUCCAACAUGCCGACUGUGUGCGAGGACUUUGACCUGAUGCUGAACCAGAGAAUAAAUCACUCCCAGACGGCUCAGACGCUCUGUACGCCCGCCGCCUCCCUCGCCGCUCAGGCGCUCCCCGCUCAGGCGAUGGGCGGGUACCCGUCAGCGCUCUCCUCCUCCUACAGCACAGACUUCUCCCUCAGCAGCGACCUGACCUCCUUGUCUGGGUUUGGCGGUUCUGGUCUGGGCUCGGUGGCGAGCUGGCAGCAGCAGCUCCAGAACCCGCUGCACUCGGCGCUCGGACACAUGGGGAACCUGUGCCAGAACUCCAACCUGAACCUCCCCUCGGCCCACCAGAACCUCCACAUCAAGUGUGAGCCCGCCUCUCCUCCCCGCUCCAUCGGCAUGGUCGGCGCAGGUCUGGGGGGCGGCGUGACCGGCUACUCGGUGGCGGGCACGAGACCCCACGACGCCGGCCGCUCCCCCGCCGACAGCGCGUCCAGCUGCGGCAGCUCGUACGAAGGCAGCGAGGAGCGCGACGGCGGCGACGGCUUCCUGCUGCAGCCACUCAGCAGCCAGGAGGAGCACCACAGCCCGUCCGUCAAACGGAUGAGGCUAACGGAGGGCUGGGCCACAUGAUGGGGGCGGGGCUCCGUCGGGGCGGUAGACAAGUUACCCGAUAGUGUUAUCAUUAUGGUAUUCUUCUGAGUGCGCGUGCUUUAUUUGUAACGGGGACAUGAACACGAACAGCUGUCUGUACAGAAGAGUUCCACUGAUGAGUCACCGCAGCUGUCACCACAGGGGGCGGGGCCAAUGAACCGCCCUCUAUGGGUGGACCCUAAGGAGGCUGGUCGUCCAAUCAGAUGAUCGGUGAUGAAGAUGUGUAGCAACAAAUGUCCUCAGCGGCCGGCGGGUUCGGUGGUACCGAACGCCGUUUACGCAGGUUCCCUCGUUUGUUCUAAAAAUAACUCAAUCAGCACGUAGUGUAAACACCUUUUGUUUUUUUACAAUAACUCUCAGUUCCCAGAGAAAGAAACUCCGAUCAUUUUACGAUCAAUACUCAAAGUGGAAUCAGACUAGAAAUCAAAGACGUUCGUGGAUCUAUCGUCAUCGGAAUGGAGCAGAGCAGCUAGCCCAGCGUAUCUUUAGCAUCUUCCUCAAACAAAAACACUUCACAACAGUUUGAAUAAAGAAAUAUCGAGAAAUAUUAUUUUAAUCUUAAUUCAGAAACUCAAAGGUUCAGGAUAUUUGUACGUUUUACGCAUUUUUAAGUUUUACGCAAUUUUUGCGAUUUUUUUUCCGACACGUUUAGGCAACGGAAAUGUUUCAACUUCUUUGAAAUCUAAUAAUGGUAUCAAAACGUUCAGGAGAUCCAAGCUAGUCCUUUUGCAAUUCAUACUUUUUACUCAUUUAAAAUUGUACGGAACAGUUUGCGUUUUUUAUGUUAUUCAAGAAAAUUUUAAAUUUUUUGUGCACUUUCCACAAAUUCUGCAAGUUUGGUAUCAAACAUUCAGCACGUUCACGACAUUCUCGUCGGUACUUUCGACAUUUUUACCAAAACUAGAAUUUUUCGCAUGUUUUGCGAUUUUUCAAGAAAUUCUUUAAAUUUUGUGAGUUUGGUAUCAAACCGUUCAUCACAUUCAGGACAUUCGAGUCUUUACUUUUCGUAUUCGUAUCUCUUACAAAAACUAAAAUUUUUCGCAAUUAUUCCAAUUUUUCAAGAAAAUCUUCAAAUUCUUUGUGCACUUUCUUCAAAUGAUACGAGUUUAAAACGCUCAGCACGUUCAGGACGUACUUUUGGUAUUUGUACCUUUUACGUACUUUAAGAUUUUCUGCAAUUUUUGCGAUUUUUCUAAGAAAUUCCUCAAAUUAUUUGAGUAUGGUAUCAAAACGUUCUGCACGUUCAGGACGUUUUUCAACAAUCAAAAUAGAUGAUCUCAGCAUCUUCAGCAGAGACCACAUUCAGUAAAAAAGCAUUAUCAUUAUCGUAGAUAAGACACUUUUAGUGUGUAGUGUAGUGUUUUAUUUCAUUUUCAAAGCACACAAAAGGAGUUCUCAGAAAUCUUUUUUUUUUUUUUGAGAAAUGAAAAUGAAAAGGGACAGAAAGAAGAAAACUUAUUGUCUCUGCCCCAUUUAACCAAGUCAGUAAAUAAUUUCAGUCAACAACAAAAUUAGGCAACAGAAUAGACAACUUUUCUAGUUUUCUUGACAUUUGUCAUCAGAAAAAUGCUACAAGAUCAUGUUAAAAACAUCAUAUUUACUGCUAUCAGUCACAACAUGAAGAAAAAGACAAAUCUAAACAUUAGUUAAAACCGUUAGACACCUUAGAUAGAAGAAAGAAUCAAAAUAUAAAGUAGAGGAAUCGCUACAGUGUGAGGAGGGACCACAGAUUAGAAGACGGACGGAUAGAAACAGAAAUGAUUUAUGUAGAAGCUGAGCUUGGAGUUAAGCUCCUCCCACACGCUGAUACGUGGGUGUGUCAGGCGUACUGAUGCGUUCAGGGCCGGCGUGGUCAAAGUGGAACGUUCUCUGACACUUUUCCACAGAUUUUUCUUUUCUUUUAUAAUUGUUGAGUUAAACUCAGAGAAAACUCAAAUCAGUUUCUUUGUUUUUCUGAGAAUUUUCUCUUUAUUUUGGGGCGACGUUCAAACGCUGAAUUCGAAUUCGAAUUUAAAGCGUUUUUGAAUCUUCAAACCAGAAGUCGGAGCGAGUCUUCGACAUUUCCACACUUUUUUUCACUUAUUUAAACUCUAAAGUUCAAACCUUAUUAAGUCCAGGAUGAAGACAGAUCAUCUGAUCCUGAGAUUUGAUCAGCUGAACGUUUCCUGUCCAUGGAGGAAGUUGAUGGAUGAGUUCUGCAGCCAAUCAGGAUGCGAGGGAACACUGCGUUCUGUUGCCACGUCGUCUUUUACCUCCUGAACUGAAGGUCAAAGGUCGUCAGUGACUCCUCAGUGAAACUGAAGUUUUUUCUCGAACACUUCCUGGCGAGGAUGUCGCGCUCGUCCGUGUGCAUGUCCCGUUUGUUUUAUGUGUGUUUGUGUUUUACGGGGGGGUCAUAAGUUAAUAACACGUAUGUACAUGUGCUCACGUAUGCACACUAACCGAUGAAGAAGUCUGGUACUCGGAGGAUCCCUGCGGGGCGGGAUCCGCGGGCGCUCGGCGCGUUGCGGGUUCAACACGGAAUGUACGGAAGGCAAAAGCGGUAGACGAGGGCGGGAGGAUGUGCUGGUGGGAGGGAGGGGGCGGGUCGGGGACAGAUUCUUCCCCAUCCGCCCUGAAGGCGGCGCUGCUGAGUUAAAGGUGGAGAAGGAUGCAACCGGUUGCAUGAAGAAGAAAUCUUCACUUGAUGUGAAGAACUUUUAGAAAGAUUUUGUUUUUAAUAAACAGUGAAGACAAUCCUACAUGAAAACAGAAAAUAAAAAAGAACCACGAAAACAGUUUGGUGACGGUUUCUGACGUUUGUGUGAAUAAACAUCCAGAGGCUCAAACGGAGCCGGACGGCGUUUGUUCAGAGUCGAUCUGCAGACAGAACGGGAACAUCUGUUUAACUGGAGAAAAACCUUCAAAUUGUAUAAAAAUCUCAAAUGUUUUUUUAUUCAUUUUUCUGAGCUGCCACUUUCCCCAAAUACAUCAAAUCUUGUAAGAAUUGAUUUAUGAUCAGUUUUCAUUUAAUAUGUAUUUAAACUCCAAAACAAAUCUUAAUAGCCAAAUAAAUGUGAUGAAAUUGUAAAUUAAUACCAUCUUUCAUUCAAAAAUGACAUUAAAAUUAAAUGAACUUAUUCUACUAAUUAAAAUGUCUCAGUUUGAAUGGAUGUUCAAACUGCAGUAACACCGUUUGGACUCCAGAGGGCGCUUCCUGUCUCAGAACUUCUGUUUUAGUUUGAAAAAUUCACGUUUCCUUUUUCAUCGUUUGGUACUAAAAAGUUCAUUUUAGUUUAUCAUCCAUAAACAGGAAGUGGCUUCCUGACCCAGAGUCCAGGAUUCAGAUUCAGAACCAGAACUAACAGACGGGCUUGAGGCUCCUCCUCCCGUCGCCGCGUCAGAAUGAUGUUUGGGAUUUCUGUUUUCCUGGAGGAAACACGAACUCGACGCUUCAGCUUAAAGACGUUUGUUUUGAUGAUUUCUUAUUUUUUUUUCAAUAAUUAUGUACGAGACUAAACUUUUUGCCCCCAAAACUCCCCGAUUACAAACCAGUAAAUGUUUGUACGUUUGUCUCCAAACUUUUGACAAUAUUUUAUUAAUAAUUGAUCGUUAGAUGUGACGAAGCAUCGAAUGUUUCCUCGUUAUAAACAGUUUUUAAGGGAAAGUUCAUCAGAAAAGCUCAAACAGGAAGUCAUGCCGGCGAGUUAUUAACCCUUCGAACCCCAAAGAUGUUUAAACCUGCUAGUGAACGAACUCGGACAGGAAACUCUCAGCUGUGAAGCAAACGAUCCGUUGUGUUCAGACCGCUAAGCUAGCUGUUAGCUCAUUUCUUUAUCCAGCGACCUGAAGAGAUCCGUAUCUGGAUUCUUCAGAGAACGGGUUCACACCAACCUCUCAUUUCACUUUCUCUGUUUUUAAGAGUCGUUCAGACCGUCGGGAUGCUUCGCUAACGUGAUCUUUUAGAGGAUUUCUUUACAGGAUCCCUAAACAGGAACUGGUUUGAUAACAGCAGAUCUGGAUCUGAGUCUGGAUCAGAAUCUGGAUCUUUGUCUGAAUCGGAAUCUAGAUCUCAGUCUGGAUCAGAAUCUGGAUCUGAGUUCGGAUCUGGACCAGGAUCUGGAUCUGAGUCUGAAUCGAAAUUCAGAUCUAGAUCUGAGUCUGGAUUGGAAUCUGGAUCCAAGACUCGAUCUUUAUACGAGUCUGACUUCAAAUCUGGAGCUGGAUUUGAAUCUGAGUCUGGAUCUGAAACUGGAUCUGAGUUUGGAUCUGAAACUGCAUCCAAGUCUAGGUUUUGAUCUGAGUCUGAAUCAGGAUCUGGAUUUUCAGUCUGAGUCUGAAUUGGAAUCUAGAUCCGAGUCUGGAUCUGAAACUGGAUCUGAGUUUGGAUCCGAAACUGCAUCCAAGUCUAGGUUUUGAUCUGAGUCUGAAUCAGGAUCUGGAUUUUCAGUCUGAGUCUGAAUUGGAAUCUAGAUCUGAGUCUGGAUCCAAAACUGGGUCUGGGUUUGAAUCUAGAUCCCAGUCUAGAUCUUGAUCUGAGUCUGAAUCUGGAUCCGAGUCUUAAUCGGAAACUGAAUCUCAGUCUGAAUUGGACUCCAGAUCUGAAUCUGGAUCGGAAUCUGGAUCGAGGUUUGGAUCUGGAUCUAAGUCUAGAUCUUGAUCAGAAUCAGAAUCUGGACCUGAAGCCGCGUUUUUGGGUUAACUGUUCAACAACAGAAUUUAAUUUGUUUAAAAAAAUGCAAAAAGUUUUUUUGUUUGUUUUUUUACAGAAAGUUAAAGCAAAUAAAAAUUCUACAUCUGUAGAUGUCAAUGUAUAAUUAUAAUUCUAACGUAAAAAAAAAGUUUAUUUUGCACAAGUUUUAAUUAGCUUUUAAUUUAAGAAUAAUUAUUUGGACUUUUUAAGCUAGCUUGUUAGCUCACUUCCUUUUUUUAAUAUUCUUGCAGUAUUUCCAAAAUACAAACGUAAAUUAUUCAGUCAAUAAAUUUGGUCAAAUCAAAGUUUUCAUCCUCAGAUUUUUCAAGCUAGCGGUUUGUUAGCGUCUGUUAAAUGAUCCUCUGUGACCCGGGAACCUGAAUAAAUCAGUCGUUCCUGUUGGAGGGAGUUUGGUGAAACGUCAGCAGAAUCUGAACAGACGACCGUCACGUUUCUCUCUUCUGGAUCGUCGUCGGGACGGCAGCGGCUGAGGGGUUCUCACAUUUGAAUAUUUUGGUUUGUGACUGUAUAUUUGGAACCGAAGCCCUCAGCCGCCCCCCCGCCGCUGAAACGUCGGCGUUCUGCACCUCACGAGCUCAAACGAAACGCUUCGGCUUCAUUUCCCUCUCGGGGAGAUGCGACUGAAUGUCCUUUGAGCUGUAAAUGUCCUCUUGGCCUCCAAAACUGUAGACGCUGGAGGUCGUUAGCGGCAUAAGCUGGCCUUUUGUCGCCACCUGGAGGCGGCAUGCGAAAGUGCACCGCUGUUGUUGCAAAGCCCUCACUCUGACAUGUGGUAGUAUGUGGAUUCUACAGAAGAAUAAAGUAUACAGGCUCUGUUCA
Oryzias melastigma (Indian medaka) is the source of this 7172-nucleotide messenger RNA. It is a transcript of the gene mef2ca, whose product is annotated as myocyte enhancer factor 2ca. The transcript is spliced from 11 exons. Gene Ontology annotation, biological process: positive regulation of transcription by RNA polymerase II. Lineage: Eukaryota; Metazoa; Chordata; Actinopteri; Beloniformes; Adrianichthyidae. Gene Ontology annotation, molecular function: DNA-binding transcription factor activity, RNA polymerase II-specific; protein dimerization activity; RNA polymerase II cis-regulatory region sequence-specific DNA binding. Bases 254 to 1639 code for a protein of 461 amino acids. The record is from RefSeq and is a predicted model, not a curated record.